AGAAACCCCCCCUUUCCUGUUGCAGUUUGAUUGGUGUUUGUUAUGUUUCAUCUACUACACCUUUAACAACUUCUUUUUCUCGAGUUUAUCUCUCUUGUCCAACUGGUUCCUCUGUCAUGCUUGCGAUGAUCCCACGUUCUAAACAGAGAAUCCAGCCCCCCAUCUAAAACACCAUGGAAUCCUCCCCUUUGACCCAGCAAAGUAGACCCGAGAUCUUCAAGCCGAAGGUUGUCCAACUAUAUGAGAAACUAUUCCAAACAACCGACUACACAGAACCCUCGGAGGGUUUUUGGAGGGAGUUCUUCCUGUUGCCGCCUGAUCGCGCCCAGCUUCAUGCGGUUCUAGAACAGCUUAGUCCCGAUGAUACUCUCACCCUCCAGAACCAAACUCAACAACUUUUUGCGCGUGCCAUUCGCGAGGCUGGCUCCGGCCCCGACCCCGUCAAUUCUUAUGCCUUAGAGACUUUGACGGUCUUUCUAGCCUGUGUCUUGAAGAAGAAAUACACCAACCCCAGCUCCGACGUCAUCACGGUGCUUGCUGGUCUCGACGAUGUUGACCACGUCAUCUCCAAUUUUGUCGCUGUGCUUGAUACGGUCAUUCGCAAUGGCAGCAGCCUUGAUCUCCGGAUCAAGGGUGUACGGGUGGCCACAGCGAUGGCCAGCGGAGCCUACAAAACCAGCCUGGUCUCGUACUUUACCCAUCGCGACUUGUUCCCCUCGCUCAUGAAGCUCGUUCAUGACUCUGAAACCCCUUUGCAAGUCUUUGAGCCAUUUCUUCUCCUGGGACUUCUGGCAAACUACAACAAAUUUGAAUUCCAGAAUCCCUAUCAGCUGCGGCUCGAUGACUUUGUCAAUGAAGCGAGCAUCCAAAAGAUCGUCAAGGGGGUCGGUCUGUCCUGUGGCGCUUUAAGAAACGGCUAUGUUGCCGUACAAGAUGACUCUCCCGAAGGAUGGAACCUUAUCAGCACUCUACUCUUCUUUGGCCUGGGGGUGCUCACCUCUGGCAAAAAAGGACGAACCAGUCCACCCAGUGCAGAAGAGGCAAAAGAGAUCUUCGCGCAGCUUCCGGCCAAGCAGGCUGCUAUCCUUCUAGCAACCUACGACUUCACCAACGCAAACAAGCUUUUUGGCUAUCACUUGGUUACAGCGGCCCCGGAGAAAGAGAAUGAGGAAUCUCCGUUCGCAAGUUUCCUCUCCCUGACCUCCUAUCUCUUGCACCACGCAUAUCGCUCCCCGCGCGUUGGACAGUACGCCGAACUCAACCUCUUCGUCCUCCGCAUCCUCACGGAGGACUCGAACCUAUGCAAGCAGCUCUGCAGCGAAGACACCAAGCGAAAGAUCCGUCUCUGUCGACAGCGCCAGCCUUAUCUUCCCGCAGUGACUGGGGAAAGGGUUCUUGCCACAGCGAUCUUCGACAUCGUAAUCGACACCCUUUCGCACAACCUGCGUCGACGCCUCGACGUCAACCUCUACAGCCAAUCAAUCGCCAUCCUCCUCCGCCUCUUCACCUACCUCUCAAUGAACAAAAUCCGCCUCACAUACCACUGGUCUGAACUCUGGCGCACUCUCCUCUCCCUCAUGCGCUUCCUCACGACCUACUCCUCCGACCUCACCAGCCACCUGCACAUCGAAACCCUAACAACAACCCUCGUCGACCUCGUCGCCUUCUGCGUCUCCUCAGGCGACACCUUCCUCCCCGACCCAACCUCCUACGACGACCUCUUCUACAAGCUCGUCGAGACAGGCCCCAUCAUCGUCAAAUUCCGCGACGUCUUCUCCCUCAGGGGCCCCUCAACCGCCAAAAUCACGGACCCCACCCCGCCCAAGAACGUCCACGUCGCUGCCAUCGACACUCUCAUCUCCGUCUCCUCCCACUUCAACACCCUCCUCUUCAACACUGACCCCAACAGCAAGGGCGACGACGCCUCGGCCGAAGCCGCCCCCAUCCCGGCUACGCAGAAGAAGAAUCUCAGCCCGCGCGAGGUGCACAAGAUUAUCAAGCAAGGGUACGACACGCUGAGUAUCCAGCCGCCUGAUGGGUUGAGUGCGUGGACGCGGUGGAGAGAGACGGACUGGAAGCCGGACUUGAAGCGGGUGGCGCGGUGUGCGGUGGACGAUGCGAGGGAUUUUGUUGCUUGAAUUCGUUGUAUCUUCUUGUGGGCGAGAAAAUGUGAAGGUUGAGAUGAGAUUGGGGGGUGUGAGACAGCAACGCUUUUGCAUAUACGCAUCUCUAUUUUAUUCAAGCUUUUAUUCUAUCUUUG
Messenger RNA from Aspergillus candidus, 2260 nucleotides. Its product is annotated as ARMH3 family protein. The coding region runs from base 174 to 2138 and encodes 654 amino acids. Lineage: Eukaryota; Fungi; Ascomycota; Eurotiomycetes; Eurotiales; Aspergillaceae. The transcript is spliced from 8 exons. Gene Ontology annotation, biological process: regulation of Golgi organization. Gene Ontology annotation, cellular component: cytosol. The record is from RefSeq and is a predicted model, not a curated record.